GUGAAUAUGUCGAAAUAUGUGUUUGGGGCUCCCGGUCCUGGUCUUUUAAUCAGUGCGGCCUGGUUCCUCCUUCGGUUUUCAAGGGCCUUAGGGAGAUGCAGGACGGCCCAGCGGAAAGGGCACCGGACGAAGUAGAGGCUAAAGCUGCCCUGGUGCCUGCAGAGGUCCCAGCCUGGUGCUCAAAGGCAUGGCCUACACUGAGACCAAGGCCACCCGGUCCCUCACGCCCCAGGGGUUCAGCUGGUGGGACCUCGCCGACCACCUCCCAUCCGGCCGCCGGGAUACCAUCGCUUCCCUCGGAUUCCGACGCUGCGUCCUCCCCGCCCCAACUCCGCGCCCCGGCACCCCUCCCCUUCCUCCUGCCGACACGGCGGCCGGGCUUUCCCGCCUCCCGGCCCCGAAUCCAAUCCCGGUUUCCCCGCCCCGCCCCCAGCUCUCGGCUGGGCCGCCCCGCGCGCCGUCACCGCCGCCGUCACCGCGCGUCGGCAGCAGCCCGCGCGCGCCCGGCCACGGGGCUCGGCUCCGGUGCGCGGCUCCGGCCGGGUAGGCGGGAGGGAGCCGAGGACAAUGCGCCCCGCGCCCGGCGCCCCCCGCGCGGCCCCGCCCCCCGCCCGGCUGCAGCCCCGGUUCCCGCGCGGCCGGAGCGGCUCGGGCAGCAGCAGCGGCGGCAGCGGCGGCGACACCGGCAGCGGCAGCGGCAGCAGCAGCAGCAGCGCGGGCGCCGAGCGGGAGGACGACGACGAGAGCGCCAGCAUCAGCAGGCCGCUGGUGCCCGCCGGGACCCCGGGGAGCGCCGCCGCCUCCUGCGCCUCCACGCCCACCUCCCCGCGUAGCAUGACCGCCGCCGACCUGGGCGCGGGCGCCGUCGCCGGGGCCGUCGGGGGCGCGGGCGGCGCCAGCCCCGGCCCCUCCUGCCGUUCGUGUUGCUGCUGCUGCGGUCGCCGGGCUCGGCCGGGCCGCGGCGGUGGGCGCCGUGGCUGUGCCCCCGGCCCGGGCUGCCGCUGGGGCUACCAGGCGCUGUCCGUGGCGCUGCUGCUGGCGCAGGGCGGCCUGCUGGACGUGUACCUCAUCGCUGUCACCGACCUGUACUGGUGCUCCUGGGUCGCCACCGACCUGGUGGUCGCGGCGGGCUGGGCCAUCUUCUUCGCCAAGAACAGCCGGGGCCGUCGGGGCGCCGCGCACACCCACCACCCGCACCACCCGCACGCCGCGCCCCUGCACCUGCCCGCCGCCCCCGCCGCCGCUGCCGGGGCUGCGGGAGCCAAGGCCAUCGCCUUCACGCCCAAGGUGGUGCUCAUCCUGGGCACGUCCAUCCUGGACCUCAUCGAGCUGCGCGCGCCCUUCGGCACCACGGGCUUCCGCCUCACCCUGGCGCUGUCGGCGCCGCUGCUCUACUGCCUGGUGCGGGCCAUCGGCGAGGCGGGCGCCACCCCCGGCUCCGCGGGCCCCCUGCUCCUGCAGCCCCAGCGGCACCGCGCCGCCGGCUGCUUCCUGGGCACGUGCCUGGACCUGCUGGACAGCUCCGCCCUGGUGGAGCUGAUGCUGGACGGCCGCGCGCCGCUGCCCGCGCACCUGCGCUACCUGCUCCUCGCCGCCUACUUCCUCGCGCUCGCCUCGCCGGUGCUCUGGCUCCACGAGCUCCACGCCGCUGCCGCCUCGCCCCGGGGCCGGGCCUCGCGGCCGGGAGGCUGCAGCCGCCUGCUGCGCCUGCUGGGCGGCUGCCUCGUGGACGUACCCUUGCUGGCGCUGCGCUGCCUGCUGGCCGUGAGCUACCAGCAACCGCUCUCCGUCUUCAUGCUCAAGAACCUCUUCUUCCUCGGCUGCCGCGGCCUGGAGGCCCUAGAGGGCUGCUGGGACAGGGAGACCCCGGCGUCCCCGAGUCGGGCUCGGGCAGGCUACGGCGCUCCGCCCUCCGCCCCGUUGGUGCCGGGAGCCCCCCAGCUGGGCCACUGCGUCUUGGAGGAUGAGGGGGGCGCCCACGGCUACGUCAACACCCUGGCUGUGGCUUCCCAAAACUGAGGGGUCUGGGGGCUUGCUCUGGAGUUGGGAGACCCCGCUCCCUGUCCUGCGACCUUCCCUCACCCAGACUGGAUCAGCCUCUGUUUGGGGGAGGUAACUGUAAACAGGGCUGAGAGCCAGCGCGCCCCUCUGAACCCCUUGGGUCAAGACUGCUUGGAAGGAGCCAGCCGCUAAAGAGAGGGAGGAGGGUCGCCGGCUCUCUUCUCUCAACGCCCUUCCCCAAUCCUUCCCUCCAGGGGCGGGGCACCUCUGCUUCUUGCUUCUCCCACCUCCUCUGAUUCCUCUCCCUUGCGGGGCAGAAUGGAGGAAAGGGGGGCCCAGGGCCUUCGGCCACCCCCCUUGCUUGGACGUGCCAGCUUCUUUUAGGCUGUGGUUAGUGGUCCUUGACCCACAUCUUGAAAUGACCCAGAAUCCCAUGCUCCCCUGAUGUGUCCAUUGCAUUUCUUCCAGAUGGUAGAUGCAAAGUCUGUGUGUGUGUGUGUGUGUGUGUGCGCACAUGCGUGCGCAUUCACGCGUGUGUUGUUUCCAACCUGUGCCCCUCACAAUCAGUAGGAGAUCUGGGGAGGCCCGGUCCUCCCCACCACACACUCCUCAUUCCUACCUGAAUCUGUGGCCAUGAAUUCCCAGACAGAGUUGGGCUCCUGGGGGCUGCCCAGUGGCCCUCCUCCGAGGGAGAAGCUCACCCAGGAUCUUCCUCAAUGCCACUCCUUUCCUCUCAGCUGGGGGGAGGGGAGGGUCCAUACUCUAAGGACCAAACUACACCUUUUCUUGGGUGUUACUACCUCCGUGCUUUCCACUUGCAUCACAUCACACACUGGUGCUGCUUGCAAAGCAUAAGGACAAAUACCCAGAUGCCACAUUCAACGUGGCCACUGGGUCCAGCUGGGCUUCGGUGCCAGUGUUGUUACAGGGUCUGCGGAGGGUCAGCCAUUGGCUGCCCUCCCUCUCUCCCUCCAAAUGUGCCCAUGACUCCUAUCCUUCCUGCAGCUGGUUGCUGGCUGGGUCAGAUCUUGGCUCAGAACAGCUUUGGUGGGGUUUCUGGAUAGAAAACCAUGUGAGCUGGGCCUCCCAUGGGCCCACAGGAGUAGGAAAUCCACCUCCCCACCUGUCCUUCCUUUAGGAAGCAUGGUAUACAUGAGAAAGGGCGGUGGUGACCGUUGUCCUCUGCUCUGGUCACGGGAGCCUCUAGGGAAAAGCAGGCUGCGUGGAGUAGGGUGGCUAAGCCCCACCCGGCCCAGCCUCCCUCCCUAGUGACAGGUCACAUCCAGGGGCUGCCCACGUACAGUCUUGAUGUAGGACCUCUCUCGGCAUCUUUGAGGCAGGAUGAGUAUUCUGGGGGGAGGUCAGAGUGCAGGAAGAGUUGAGAGCCAGGCCAGGGGCACCUACUCCCCUCCACCCUGCGGGAGGAUGGGGCUGGGGGAGGUUGUAGGAAUCUGUUUCCCUCCCUCCUUGUGCCUGGGGAGCUCUGUGUGGCGUAAUAAACUCUGGACACAGGGUCAGAGGUCAUGGGUUGUGGCUUUUACUCCGUCACCCACUAGCUUCAGUGACACAUGACUUUCGCUUUCUGGGCCUCCGUUUUGCACUUGGGGCUCCUCUCUCUCAAUUUCUUGGGGGCUGUUGACAGAAGACACACACAGACGGGGCUGAUGGCCUGAGCCUCCCUGCUCUCAUGGGUGGCGGUGCGGGGAGGGAGGAACAUGUUUGCACUCGAUGUCCCUGCUCCCAGCCCCUUGCCCACCAGGUCCAGGAUCAGCUGGUUGGAUUUUGCAACUAAUUGUUCUUUUCCUGCCUUCUCUCCUCCCCAGGACCCCCCUUCUUGCCCUUUGAAUUUCAUGUGGUCAAAGUUCUGGGGCCCAGAUUCUGGGGGUCCCAGGAACUGCUCCCUCUGUUCCCACACCCUCUCUCCAGCUUUGCUGUUUCUCUGCUACCUAAUCUCAGUGACCGAGAAGGACUUUGUGUCCGAGCCAUGGCCCCAGGCCGGCCCCCUGCCCCACCCCCUUCUCCUGUUUGGAUGGCCGUCUCCCUGCUGAGUGACCGCUGCUGCAACACCUCCAGGGUGUCGGGUAUUCUGGUGGGAGGCUGUGGUGGGUUCCGGUGAGCUGCACUUCCCGGCACCCGGCUGGUCUGGCAGAGGCCAGGCCUGUUCCGGUCCGGCUGCCAGCCGCACUCACCCCGGGACAGAUGUCCUCUUCCCGACACUUGGUGCCAGCACUUGUGCUCAGGGCGUCAGCCCCUUCCUUCUGGUGUGUUUUUCUUGAGUCCUUUUACUUACUUCCCUUGCCUCAUUCACAAAAAGAAAUGCCCCGAAAGUUUCAUUUUUCUUGUUUUCUAGGAACACCUGUAGCGCGGGGUCCAACCAGAGAUGCUGUGGUGUGUCUAGCGUCCCCGGGCCCGUGCCCGCGCCCGCCGUGCCGGUCACGGAGGAGAAGAAGCUGGGCUCGGGUCCCGGGCUGCCCGCCUCUAACGUUGGGCAGGUCAGGCCGUCCUCCCCUGAGCCUCGGACUCCUUAUCUUUUUGGAAAGGGCUUGGGCCAGACCUUCUCUAAGAACGGCUCCGAGUCCAUGAGUUUUUGUGGAAGAGAGCGAGCUGGCAGUCAGAGCCUGGAGGACGGAAGUGGCACCUCACUGGCAUUUAUCACGUUCUUUUCUCCUUCUCUUUUUAAAAAUAAAACCAGCUUCUGUUCUGAAAAUAAAAAACUUGAGACUUGU
Delphinapterus leucas (beluga whale) is the source of this 4727-nucleotide messenger RNA. NCBI's taxonomy places the organism in Eukaryota, Metazoa, Chordata, Mammalia, Artiodactyla, Monodontidae. The record is from RefSeq and is a predicted model, not a curated record.